Molecule: messenger RNA, 1014 nt
Organism: Mytilus trossulus (common blue mussel)
Lineage: Eukaryota; Metazoa; Mollusca; Bivalvia; Mytilida; Mytilidae
Product: ATP-dependent helicase wrn-1-like
Exons: 2
Coding region: 1-1014 (337 amino acids)
Biological process (GO): double-strand break repair via homologous recombination
Cellular component (GO): cytoplasm; chromosome; nucleus
Molecular function (GO): 3'-5' DNA helicase activity; four-way junction helicase activity; ATP binding
Source: RefSeq, a predicted model, not a curated record
AUGGACGCAAUCCGUGCAAAAGCAAAGUUUGAUUCACUGAAGUCCGAAUACAACAUGAAAUUUGAGGUUAAAGAUGAGCAAAUUGAAGUAGCUUUGACAGUUGUAAAUGGACGAAAUGUUUUAGGACUUCUCCCAACAGGCUAUGGUAAAACACUUUGCAUCGUUCUUCCAACUAUUUUAUCUGAUGAGUCUAUGAUCACGCUAGUGGUGUCACCGCUCACAUGUUUAAUAGAUGACCAAAUAUCCAGUCUUCGAGGCUUCAACCUUACAUGUACAAAAAUUGGCUCUGAUAUGGACAAGGAUGAUAUUUUAGGUAUUAAAGAAGGAAAAUUCUCUUUUGUGUUUUCCUCUCCAGAAUCAGCAUUGAUGCCGCAAUGGAGAAGUGUUUUUAUGACAGAUGUGUGGCAAAAAAAACUUAAAUUAAUUGCAAUUGAUGAAGCACAUUGUGUGUCUGAAUGGGGGGAGAGUUUUAGAAAAGAAUACCAAAGACUUUUUGAGCUUAGAAGUUUUUUUGAUGUUCCUGUAAUGGCCUUGACUGCAACAUCCACAAAAGAAGUAAAAGCCGAUAUUUUUAAGUAUUUACAGUUAUCUGAUGAGUGUACAGACAUCGUGUUCAAGAGUCCCGACAGAGCUAAUAUUUACAUACAAUUCUAUAAAAGAGUAACAUCUGAUUAUGAUGAAAGUCUCAAAUGGCUGAUUGAUCAUCUACGCCUUCGUGGUAUUGCAUCAAAAAAAGUAAUUGUGUAUUGCAGAUCAAUCGAUAGAGUAUCGGAAAUAUUUUGCACACUAAAGGACUGUCUUGGAGUAAAGGCAUACAUUGAUGGCAUCAAGGACCCAAAUAAUAUAUUAGUUGAAAUGUUCCAUAAAAGUACACACCAAGAUUCGAAAGAUAGAAUUUUAAAAGAAUUCAAACUGAAAGAAAGUAGGAUCCGAUGUGUGAUUGCUACAGUUGCUUUGGGUAUGGGUCUCGACAUACGGGACGUAGACUUAGUAGUACAUAUUGGAUGUUCUUAA